GCACAAUCACGUGUCUCACCACCUAGCUUUCCACCGCCUUCUUUUUUUAUUCUUCACCGCCCCAAAUUCCAGCAGAAUGACAACCCACCCACUCGACUCAUCAUGCCCCGCAUCACGCCCUUUACUUGUAUGAAUUUGUUAUCUUGACAUUGAUGAUACUCUACUUUCUGCGUCCUAGAUAAAUGCUCUAAACCCGCUGCAUUCUAAUUCUAAUAAAACUUUCCUUCUUUCUCAAUCUUCGAUACGUAUCCUCAAUUCAGACGGAUAUCGAUUGCUUUGUUACAAUCACAUACCCAUUACCUGGUGAUAUAAAAUUCUACAAAAAUGGCCGAACAAGCAGUAAUCCGCCAUGCACGUCGUGAAGACGUCCCCGGAAUCCUAACCCUCAUUCACGAACUCGCAGCCUACGAGCACGAAUCAGCCUCCGUGCUCGCAACUCCCUCCUCCCUAUCCAAAACCAUUGCUUUUGCUCCCUCGCCCCUCGUUUCCCCCUCGAACACUACCCCCUCAACCGGAGACUCUAUCUCCCCUACCCGACCCGCGCGUUGUCUACUUUUAUUUCCCCCUUCUCCCCCCUCUUCCUCAUCCUCCUCAUCUUCUCCUCAAACCCCUGAACCAAUAGGAAUGGCGUUGUAUUUCUACAAUUACUCAACCUGGCGUGCUUCGGCGGGGAUCUAUCUCGAGGAUUUGUAUGUGCGGGAUAGUGAGCGGGGAAAAGGAUAUGGAUCGAGAUUGUUGAGUGUUUUAGCGAAGGAGGUUGUGGAUAUGGAGGGAGGGAGAUUGGAAUGGAGUGUGUUGAAGUGGAAUGAACCUAGUAUUAAAUUCUAUGAGGGAAAGAGUGUGGGCGCUAAGGCGAUGGAUGGAUGGCAGACGAUGAGGGUUGAUGGGGAGGCAUUGGUGAAGUUGGCGGGGAGAGCUGAGUAGUUGGGGGGAAAGGGAAGGGAGAUGUUUUGAAAAAGUCGAGAGGCAUUUUAGUAGAGACUUGGAGUAGGCAUGAUGUCACAUGAAGCAGAACUAGAAAUUAUCUAUAUGGAGAUUAUUCUAGAAGAUUUCUGCUCCGCCUUCAAUAGUA
Messenger RNA from Botrytis cinerea B05.10, 1072 nucleotides. RefSeq lists its product as hypothetical. The record is from RefSeq and is a predicted model, not a curated record. Lineage: Eukaryota; Fungi; Ascomycota; Leotiomycetes; Helotiales; Sclerotiniaceae. Gene Ontology annotation, molecular function: N-acetyltransferase activity. The transcript is spliced from 2 exons. Gene Ontology annotation, biological process: protein acetylation. The coding region runs from base 325 to 924 and encodes 199 amino acids.